This is a messenger RNA of Coffea eugenioides, 825 nucleotides long. Its product is annotated as probable histone H2A variant 3. Bases 126 to 548 code for a protein of 140 amino acids. Gene Ontology annotation, molecular function: structural constituent of chromatin; DNA binding; protein heterodimerization activity. NCBI's taxonomy places the organism in Eukaryota, Viridiplantae, Streptophyta, Magnoliopsida, Gentianales, Rubiaceae. Gene Ontology annotation, cellular component: nucleosome. The record is from RefSeq and is a predicted model, not a curated record. The transcript is spliced from 2 exons.
GUUGCGAGUUGCGACCCGUCGAUCAAAACCCGAACCGGAAGCUCCAAAAAGCCUCUUUUUCGUUCUCAAGCCUUGAUAAAAACUGAAAGCCCUUCCAAUCGGUUGGAGGGAUUUGGCGGGAAAAAAUGUCGGGAAAAGGCGCCAAGGGUUUGAUAACCGGCAAAAACUCCUCCGCGUCCGCUGCGGCUAACAAGGACAAAGACAAGGACAAGAAGAAACCUACUUCUCGUUCCUCUCGUGCCGGCCUCCAAUUUCCAGUUGGUCGGAUCCAUCGUUUACUGAAACAGAGGACAACAGCACAUGGGAGAGUGGGUGCAACAGCGGCAGUCUACUCUGCAGCUAUCUUGGAGUAUUUGACUGCUGAAGUGUUGGAGCUUGCUGGCAAUGCAAGUAAGGAUCUUAAGGUGAAACGUAUUACUCCAAGACAUUUGCAGCUGGCAAUUCGAGGUGAUGAAGAACUCGAUACACUGAUCAAAGGAACCAUUGCUGGUGGAGGUGUGAUUCCGCACAUCCACAAGUCACUUAUCAACAAAUCAUCCAAGGACUAGUUUCCAACGGAUGGUGGAUUUCUUUUAGUUGAGAGAAUUCACUUUCAGAAGACUGGCUGACUUAACCCCGUGUCACUUUGCUUGUGCAUCUAAACUGGUCUGCAUGAAUUCUAGCUGCUUCUUAGAUGCUGUAGACGUGGUUACAAUCAUAGGCUAUUAGGAUCGUGUCUUUGUCUUUAUAUUCUGGUGGAUUUGAAUGUGUAAAUAAAGCCAUGUUUCUCAAGUCUGUUAUAUUUGUGCUUUUCUAUAUAUUCCGGUGCCAAGACUGUUUCCUGAU